CAUGACUUAUUAGUUAUUCAUUUACGUUAGUACGGUCAAUAGGGUUUGCAGUCCACGAGUACCACGUGCAAAACUUGAGGAAAAAUUCUAAAUAGAAAAAUUUUUUCGUACGCAAGAUUUUGCAAACCGAUCGUAAUUUUUAAAGAUGUCAAAUCUAUUUGACGGCGAUUCCUUUUCCGACAAGGAUAAUAAAGAGAUCGAUCCCGAAUUAGCGGAGUUUUUGAUAGCUGAGAAACAAAAGGCACAAUUCAACGCUCAGAUUCAUGAGUUCAACAACAUUUGUUGGGAUAGAUGCAUCGAUAAGCCAGGAAACAAAUUGGAUGGCCGCACAGAAACAUGUAUAAAUAAUUGCGUUGAUAGAUUUAUAGAUGUUACCCUCUUUAUUACAAAUCGUUUCGCACAACUAUUAAACUCGGUAGCAAAGUAACAUUUGCAUGUCGGAGUAUACUAUACAUAUACAUACAUACAUACAUACAUACAUAUAUAUAUGUGUGUGUGUGUGUGUGUGUGUGCAUGUAAAACGAACCAAUAGUAAUAUAAGAUUUAUAAUCAUAAAUGUUAAAUUUAAUAUCACAUUUUUAAUUUAAUUAUUUGAAAAUGUAUAAUAAAGUUAUAUAUUAUGACAACAAAAUAAAGUACAUUUUUUAAUAUAAUAGACCCAAUAAAAUAUCCACUUUUAUUAUGUAAGAAUUAUAUAUCUUAAUAAAUUUAUUUUUAUAUUUAGAGAUAAAAGUACAUAUAUGUAUUCAUUGUUUUUAUUCCACUGUUAAAUGUAUUGCACAAAUAAAAGAAAAUGUUACAAAUUGCAGUGGAGCAAUACCUACAUUGCAAAAAUUAGUCUAUACAUAUGUGCAUAAUGUAAUGUGAAUGUAGAGAAU
Messenger RNA from Monomorium pharaonis (pharaoh ant), 878 nucleotides. RefSeq names its product mitochondrial import inner membrane translocase subunit Tim8 (gene Tim8). The coding region runs from base 146 to 427 and encodes 93 amino acids. Lineage: Eukaryota; Metazoa; Arthropoda; Insecta; Hymenoptera; Formicidae. The record is from RefSeq and is a predicted model, not a curated record. The transcript is spliced from 2 exons.